UUUCUCCUUGUUGUCAUGGCUUAUGACCGAUAUGCUGCCAUUUGUUACCCUCUUCGUUAUGGGAGUAUAAUGACCAAUAAGGCUUGUAUUCAGCUUAUACUUACUUGCUGGAGUAUGAGUAUUCUGUCUGUAGCAGUCCCAGCAUUUUCUGUCUCAAAGCUAAUUUUUUGUGGACCCAACAAAAUUGACCAUUUCUUUUGUGAAUUUAAUCCACUGUUGAAACUCUCCUGUUCCAAUACCCAUAUUAUACAAAUGAUUUUCAACUCUCUCUCUUGGAUUAUAAUUGUUGGUUGUCUUAUUUGUAUUGCAGUAUCCUAUGUAUUUAUCAUUUCAACUAUCAUAAAAAUUCCUUCCAGACUUGGGAAAAGGAAAGCCUUUUCUACUUGUGCUUCUCAUUUAACAGUUGUUGGAAUAUUCUAUGGAACAGUCAUUUUUAUAUAUCUUGGGCCAUCAGUGAACAUACCUUUUCAACAAAAUAAAGUGGUCUCUGUAUUUUACAUCAUAGUCACCCCUGUUUUAAACCCCAUCAUUUACAGCUUCAGAAAUGAGUUACUGAGAAAAGCAGCAUCUAGUUUGGCCAAAAGAAUAACAAUGCAAUGUUUUUGUAGACAGUAA
Xenopus tropicalis (tropical clawed frog) is the source of this 615-nucleotide messenger RNA. Its product is annotated as olfactory receptor 482-like. The transcript has a single exon. Bases 16 to 615 code for a protein of 199 amino acids. Lineage: Eukaryota; Metazoa; Chordata; Amphibia; Anura; Pipidae. Gene Ontology annotation, cellular component: membrane; plasma membrane. Gene Ontology annotation, molecular function: olfactory receptor activity; G protein-coupled receptor activity. The record is from RefSeq and is a predicted model, not a curated record. Gene Ontology annotation, biological process: detection of chemical stimulus involved in sensory perception of smell; G protein-coupled receptor signaling pathway; signal transduction.